Molecule: messenger RNA, 3798 nt
Organism: Amaranthus tricolor (Joseph's coat)
Lineage: Eukaryota; Viridiplantae; Streptophyta; Magnoliopsida; Caryophyllales; Amaranthaceae
Product: potassium channel AKT1-like
Exons: 12
Coding region: 866-3445 (859 amino acids)
Biological process (GO): transmembrane transport; potassium ion transport
Cellular component (GO): membrane
Molecular function (GO): protein binding; voltage-gated potassium channel activity
Source: RefSeq, a predicted model, not a curated record
GUGUCCUUUUAUAAAUAGAAGGGAAAAGACAUAGCUGUGAAAGCUAAAAGCUAAUUGCUCCCAUAUAAAUGAAUGGAAGAAGAGAUAGAAAAAAAUUUGGUUUGCAUUUACAAACAUUUAACAAAAAUUUGAUUUUGGUUAAGCUGAUUUUAGCCGGAUUGAGUUUGGUUUUGUACUAUGAUUCGAUUCGGUCACAUAUAAAUUAGGGUAAUCUUAAUUAAUAGUUACACAUCAAUGUGCUGUUCGAAUUUAAUUUUCCACUUUUAAUUUAUUAACUGAUUAAGUGUAACUUCAAUUCAGGUAAUAUCGAUUUGAAAAUAUAAAUGACAUUGAGUAACCUUGGUUAAGGUUUGAAUUUUUGGGUCACACACUUUCAAAGAGCUCGAGAUUUGCACAUUGAUUCCACCAAUCACUAUUCACUGCAUCCGAAAACGUCAAACAAAAUUAAUUACGGUACUUUAAUUUUUUAAUAAAAAAUAACACAUUAUAAUUAUAAUAUAUUAAAUCUCAUCAGUCAUCAGUGAUAAAACAAGAAAAUUGUGGUGCCCAACAUUGAAAAAACGAAGAAUUUGACAAAACAGAGUGAAACAAAAACAGAACUUUCUAAAAUAAGAAACUCCAAAAGAGGGGAAUUAAGAAAAACAGCAUAAAGGCAAAACGUAUAUAAAUGAAAUAAAAAGUAAAAUUGAGAGAUGAAACAAAGGUUAAGAUUUCCAUUUUGUGAGAAUAAGUUGGAAGAUACAGAAAUGGAAAGGAGUUCAAUGGAAGAUUCAAAUGAAUACAGUUACAGUCCACAUGAUGUUGUUUUAGGAUAGAUAAAUUUGAAAAGAAGAGAUCAGGAUUCAGGAUAGAUAAGUUUGAAAAGAUGAUGAGCAGUUGGCUAAAGAGUUCAGUAUGUGCAAAAAAACCAAACGACAUGGAUCCAAGAUCUAUGGAUGGUUCCAGCACUUUCAGUCUUACUAAUGGUUUUAUUCCAUCGCUUGGUGCGCGAAGUAACCGUGGCGUUACGCUUCGUCCCCUCACUGUGGCACCAUUUGAUCCUCGUUAUAGGGGAUGGGAGAUGUAUUUGGUGUUUUUGGUGUUCUACACAGCAUGGGUUUCUCCAUUCGAAUUCGGAUUCCUUAAGAAACCAUUGAAACCCUUGGCUGUUACCGACAAUAUUGUUAACGCUUUUUUUGCUAUUGAUAUUGUUUUGACCUUCUUUGUUGCAUAUGUUGAUCCACAAACUUACCUUCUUGUUGAUGAACGAAAGAAGAUUGCAUGGAAAUACUUAAGAAGCUGGUUUUUAUUUGAUGUUAUAUCAACUCUUCCUUCUGAACUUAUCGCCUUAAUCAUUCGUGACAGCAUCCGUAGUUAUGGCCUUUUCAACAUGUUACGACUAUGGCGACUCCGUCGAGUUAGUAGCAUGUUCUCCAGAUUGGAGAAAGAUCGAAAUAUCAGUUACUUUUGGAUCCGAUGCUGUAAGCUAGUUUGUGUGACUCUAUUUUCAGUUCAUUGUGCUGCAUGCUUUUACUUCUUCCUUGCAGCUCAUUAUCCAGACCCAGAAAAGACUUGGAUUGCACUCUCAUUUAAAGACUUUGAGACAGCAAAUGUGUGGCUUUUGUAUGUAACAUCAAUUUAUUGGUCUAUAACCACACUCACUACUGUUGGUUAUGGUGAUUUGCACCCUGUUAAUAUAAGAGAGAUGAUCUUUGACAUAUUCUUUAUGCUCUUCAAUCUCGGACUCACUGCAUACUUAAUCGGAAAUAUGACUAACUUGGUCGUUCAUGGAACAAGUCGAACCAGAAAUUUUAGAGACAAAAUACAAGCUGCUUCAAAUUUUGCUCUAAGAAAUAAGAUUCCUGUUCGGCUCCAAGAUCAAAUGCUUUCUCACUUAUGCCUCAAACAUAGAGCUGCUUCAGAAGGAUUGCAACAACAAGAAAUUCUUGAAUCUCUCCCUAAGGCUAUUAAAUCAAGCAUUUCACAUUACCUUUUCUAUGACCUGCUGGAUAAGGUCUAUCUAUUUCGCGGAGUCUCAAACGACUUGCUUUUCCAACUCGUUUCGGAGAUGAAAGCAGAGUAUUUUCCUCCUAAAGAAGAUGUGAUUUUACAAAAUGAAGCCCCAACAGAUCUUUACGUGUUAGUUCAUGGUUCCAUGGAAUGCGUUGUGUUAACACUUGGAGUUGAACAGAGUGUUAAGGAGAUAAAACCAGGAGAUGUGUGUGGUGAGAUAGGUGUUCUUUGUUACAGACCACAACUUUUUACUGUUCGCACCAAGAGAUUGUGUCAAUUGCUGCGUCUCAAUCGAACUUCUCUUCUCAAUCUUGUCCAAGCCAAUGUUGGAGAUGGAGCCAUUAUCGUGAAUAACCUCUUACAGCAUUUGGAACAACAUGAGGACCCAAUGACAAAAUCUAUUCUAAGAGAUGUUGAGAAAAUGCUUGCUGAAGGUAAAAUGGAUUUGCCGUUAAGUUUAGGUUUUGCUGCUGAAAGAGAGGAUGAGACAUUGUUACGAAACUUGAUAAGACGCGGUCGUCAUCCAGAUGAAACUGACAUGAAUGGACGCGCUGCCCUGCAUAUUGCAGCAGCUAAAGGAAAUGUUGGUAUUUCUACUACUCUUCUUGCCCACGGAGCUGAUCCAAAUAUUAAUGACUCAAAUGGAAACAUUCCUCUUUGGGAUGCAAUGUUGGCCCAGAAUGAUUCCUUAAUCAAAUUACUCAAAGAUCAUGGUGCCAAUCUAUCUCAUGGUAACGUACCUCAGUUUGCUGCAUCUGCAAUAGAGCAGGGAAACUUUCAGUUGCUAAAGGAUAUUAUUCUCCAUGGUGGAGAUGUAACGUUGGCCGGAAAAGACGGGUCUACACCACUUCAUGUUGCGGUUACUAGCGGAAAUAUGAAAAUUGUUGAGUUUUUAUUAGAUAAAGGGGCAGAUAUUGAUAAAUAUGACGAUGAUGGAUGGACACCCAGAAGUUUGGCUGAUUUUCAAGGGAAAGAAGACAUUAAGGCCUUGUUUGAGUCGAGGAAAAAAGAUAGUUCGGAAUCUGUCAUAAGAUUUCCUGAAAAAAGACCUAGCCCUCCUGCUCAGAUCAUGAAAUAUCCUAGUACUGGUACAAUAUUAGUUCCUCCAAACUCGGUGCAAAUGACUCGGGUUGAAAAGAACCCUAGGCGUCAGGUUAACAAAUUUCAAAACUCAUUGUUUGGGUUCGUUUCAGCUGCUACUAGAGGUGAAUCUGCUGAUCUAAGCAGUUUCUCCAGUAUGGCUGGAAACGAAAGAGCUAGAAUAGUUCUUAGGUGCCCGCAGAAGAGUGAAGUUACAAAGCUUGUCAUGUUGCCUAGAACUAUGCAAGAACUGCUCGAAAUCGGGCGUAAGAAAUUCGGAUGCCAAUGUACUAAAGUUACUACACCUGACGGAGCUGAAAUUGAUGAGAUUGAACUUAUUAGAAACGGUGAUCAAAUUACACUCAUAUGCUAAGACAAACAAAUCCAAGUGCGCUUCAAUUUGGUUGGCUUUACCUCUUGGGUGUUCCUUUUCUCCAUAACCAAGAUCAUCACAUACACACAUCAUGUAUAGGCUUGACUUAUAAUUGAUGAAUUGAAGAUAUUGUUUACAAAGUUGGCAUAAACUAAAAGAACAAACAAAUAAUCUUAACCCUUCUUGGUAAAAGUUACAUUGAGUAGCAACAUGCUAUUAGUCAUUCCUAUGGUUGCUAAUGGAGAAUUCCUUAGAGAUUUAAAUGCCAAUGUGUUUUUUGUGUGUGUCUUAUUUUGACAUAUGUAAUUGUAACAAUAUUCUCUGAAUACAAAGUUCUAUUUCAUCAUCUAAAA